This is a messenger RNA of Aegilops tauschii subsp. strangulata, 1473 nucleotides long. The record is from RefSeq and is a predicted model, not a curated record. Lineage: Eukaryota; Viridiplantae; Streptophyta; Magnoliopsida; Poales; Poaceae.
AUGUGGAUGUACUCGGGUAUUGAUGACAGCACUCGGAUCCACCCGGAGGAAGUUGAUGAGGAGACGGUGGCGCAGUGGCUGCAGGGCAUCACUGGCAACAAGGACAACCCCAGGGGGUCUAGGAGGAUUCCCCCACUCGACAACACCAACGAACCAGACAAGAUCUACACUGAAAUGUAUUCGAUGCCCAACGGAGAGCAGGAGCAGGAGCAGGAGGGAGAGGCGAGCGGAGGUGACAGCGGUGACUGGCAUUCUGACGGAGGAGAAGAUGAGGAGAGUGAAGACUCAAGCAGUGGUGAGGAGGUUGACUCUCCACCUCGCCCGGAAAGACGCUCCAAGCAGAGGCAAGACCCAGCAAGUGUUCGUGGCAAAGCGACUCCACCGACUGGACAGACUUCAAAGCGCACUCGAACAUCUUCUCCUGUGCCGACUGAGAAAGCGCCGAAGCAGCCCAAAGUAGCGCCGUCAAAACCCCGGAAGGCCUUGCCCAAGAUUAAAGUGAACGUCCCCAUCGCUUCUGGUGCUGCUACCUCUGGGACUUCCAUUUAUAAGGAUGAUGAUGAUGAGGAGAUGGAAGAUGCGGUCACAUCCAAAGCUGCUCCGCAAAAUGUUAUUGAACUUCCAGAUGACGACGAAGAUGUGCCACAGAAGCCCACGGGAAGGAGGGGCAGGACCUCGGGCAGGAGGACACCAGCUAGCCAGACGCCUCAGUCGACGCUGGCGGCAGAACCGGCUAUCCAGCAGUCCGGGGAUCUCAACCGUGCUUUUGUUACUUUUGCGGUUCCAUUGUCGAGUGCACAUCCUUCAGCGUCGACUGCACAGGCCCCUGCUUCAUCUGUGCAACUCCAUGCCUCAGAUUCUCAAGCUGCUACAGCUGAUCCACCGUCUUCACUUUUCACCGCCCAUCAUGUCUCAGAGGACCAAGUGAGCGUCGCCAAGGAAGCUAUACGCCAGGCGGGCCUUAUGAUGGAGCAGAUGAAAAUGGUGCGCGAGGCUAGUCAAGCUGCCUAUGACGCCAGCUCAGCACUCCAGGCCAAUGUCCAGAAAUCUUGUGAACUUGAAGCCCGGUUUGCUGACUUGGAGCAGAAGCAGAUCCAGCUCAAUCUUGAUCUGGAGUUUGCCAAGGAGAACUUGCAGAAGGCUAAGGAUGAUGCUGCUGAAAAAAUGAACCAGGCUUUGGAGAAGAAGGAUCUUGACCUUGCAGCCGCACAAAAAUCGACCGAAGAGAAAACAACACUUGCCGACCAGAAGCUGGCUUCAGUCGGGAAGUUAGAAACAGAAAAUGCCAAGCUAAAGACUGCUCUUGACGAGGCCAAUAAGGAGGUGACUCGGCUGAAGAAGGACAAGGGAGCUUUGACUGACAAGGUUGGUGAUCUCAGUCGGAGGAGAAACGAGCUGGAGACUUAUCUGGGAGGACUCGCCAAGAAAUUAUUCCUUAUGCUUGAAGCAUUACAGACUACCUCGCUCGACUGA